This is a messenger RNA of Paramecium octaurelia, 1433 nucleotides long. Lineage: Eukaryota; Ciliophora; Oligohymenophorea; Peniculida; Parameciidae. The record is from the annotation of a GenBank genome assembly.
AUGAAAAAAUUUAUAUUCCGCCUAGGAUUUAUAUUGGCAAUGAAUAUAAUAUUUUGCCAAUUUUUGAAUGCUUUUCUAUCUCUCUUAAUAACCCUAAUAGAUUGCAAAAUGAUAAGAAGGUAAAAUCAAUAAAUAUUUCAGUACAAUUAACCAUGAAUAUGCCAAUUAUUUAUCAAUAUUUGGAUUAGGUGUGUGGUUGCUUUUAAAUUAUUAUUUAGAAGGCUUUCGCUUCAAUUCAAUGUUAAUUAUUUUUGCUAUGUUUGCUUUCUAUUUAGAUAAAGUACCUAGACAAUUUUUUAUUAGGCUCUUUAAUUAUCUAGUAUAAUAUCCAAUAUCUCAGCUAUAUUUGCAAUUUUAUAUAUAUGGUCCUCGAUCAAAUGGAAGUAUUACUCAUUGCCACUUCCAAAAGGCAAGUUUAGAACUUGUUAUAAAGAAAUAUAGAUGAAAGAUAAUUAUUAGACAAGUGUUUCAGUUUAUUACCCUUGUCAUGAUUAAAAGUAGAAAGAUGUUGAUUUUAAAUGGCUACCAAACUCAAAAUAUUCAAAAUAAAUAUAUGAAAGAAUUAAUUUACAGUUGAAAUGGGUUCCUCCUUAAUUCAUAUUCGAUUUUGGACUUAGCUUCUUAAAGUAAUAUUAAGCACAAAUAAUAGUUAUAUCACAUUUAAGGCUAGUGCAGAGUAACCUUUGCUUGAUGAAAAACUUGAUGUAAUUAUUUUUAGUCAUGGAUUUACUUAACAUAGAAAUGCUUAUACUUUUUUGUGCUAAGAACUAGCAAGCGAAGGCUAUAUUGUGUUUUCACCCUAACAUACAGAAAUGGUUUAUCCUUGGGAUUAAAAAUAAACCAAAAUCUUACAUUCUGGAAAUAAGGCUGAAGUGAUGAAUAAUUAUUAAAGUUUAAGGGCAACUCACUUAGAUUGGAGAUGUGAAUAAGUAAAGUGUUUAAUAUAGCAAUUGUAAAAUGAUAAAUUAUAAGAAACCUUCAAAAAUUUUAAACCUUUAAGUAUUAAUUUGAUCGGCCAUUCUUUUGGAGGAGCAACUGUUUUGAAAAUUGCUUAAGAAAUUAAAUUAGAUACUGUGAUAUCAUAUGAUCCAUGGUUAUUCCCAUUCAAUUAAGAAGAUUUUUAAAAAUAACUUAAAGGAAGAACAUUAAUCUUGAGCAAAGAUAUAAAUAGAAUUAGAUAAGAAGUUUUUGAACCAAAGCUAUUACAGGAUUUUCUUAAUGAUAGAAAAGACGUUGAUCACUAUCGUAUAAAAGGGUUAGAUCAUGCCUAUCCAAAUGAUUUAACCUAUUUGAUGGCUACUGAAUUGACUAUAUUUGGAGAAAUCAGAAGCAUUUACAAUAUUUAGUAAGUUAACUAACUUUUGAUUUAAUUAACAAAAAAAUAUUUGAAGAAUUAACAAUUCACUUAAGAGGAAAUGAAUCAAUUUUAUUGA